Ictalurus punctatus (channel catfish) is the source of this 2293-nucleotide messenger RNA. RefSeq names its product leucine rich repeat and Ig domain containing 3a (gene lingo3a). The record is from RefSeq and is a predicted model, not a curated record. Gene Ontology annotation, cellular component: extracellular matrix. Bases 470 to 2284 code for a protein of 604 amino acids. Gene Ontology annotation, molecular function: protein binding. NCBI's taxonomy places the organism in Eukaryota, Metazoa, Chordata, Actinopteri, Siluriformes, Ictaluridae. The transcript is spliced from 2 exons.
GCGGCAGCUUCCAUUAUGCACAGACAGGCAGAAAUGUAUCUCUUGCUGCAAAACAGCAGUUUUUGUCGUCCACAAACACACUGUGCACACACUUGUCCAGCAAGUGCAUAUGCUCCCACCCCCUAACAGCUCUUCAGUGGGGAAGUGUGUGUACUGUGCCUGAUAUCCAGUGGGAUCCAGCAGUGAGAAACAAAGGAACAGGAGGAAGAUUAGUCAUGCAUAGAAUCUCACUGCACCCUGACUCUGAAACGAUCAGCAAACUGUGAAAAAAAGAAUAUAUCAGAAGAGCAAGGGCUUUUUUAUAUGCAACUUGGAGUCUCAUGUGAAGAUUCCAGUGGAAAACCAGAAGAGGAACAAUCUGACCAGAGACACUUGCACACCGUUCAAGAAUUGCUGAUGUUGAUGCUGUCAAGGGUCAGAUCUGGGUAUCUGGUGCAGUGAUCCAACCUGAAUAAGGAAGAACAAGGGCAUGGCGGUUUAUCCUGUCUUGGGCUUGCUGGGCCUUCUACUGCUACAGAUCACACUUCCCAUAUGCCAUGGCCAAGGUUGUCCACAAGUCUGUGACUGUGUAUCCCAGAGAAAGUUUGUGAAUUGUCAGAACAAGCACCUUAAUUCUUUUCCAAAUGGAAUUCCAACUGACACAAGGUUUCUAGACCUCAGUAGAAAUAAGUUGCGUUGGGUGGAGCAUGGUGACUUGGAAGCCUACACACAUUUGGAGGACUUAGACCUUAGUGAAAAUCUCAUCAGUGUGCUUGAGCCCAAUGCUUUUUCCCGCUUACUGAAUCUACGUGUGUUAUGUUUGCGUGCCAACCAGUUGAAGCUGGUGCCAAUGGGUGCCUUCUCACAUCUUGCCAAUCUCACAGAUUUGGACUUGAGUGGAAAUAAAUUGGUUAUUUUGGUAGAUUUUACUUUUCAGGAUCUGAGGAGGCUCCAAAAAUUGGAGGUGGGUGACAAUGAUUUGGUAUAUAUAUCAAACAAGGCAUUCCUGGGCUUGACUGGUCUACAGGAGCUUACCAUUGAGAGGUGCAACCUGACCUCUAUCUCAGGACAAGCUCUUUCCUAUCUCCAUGGCUUGGUGUCACUACGAUUACGCUACCUCAAUAUUGUCUCGUUAGAGGAACAAAACUUUCAAAAGCUGGGUGGUCUGCGGGGUCUAGAGAUUGAUCACUGGCCAUUUUUAGAGUACAUUUCCCCAUACAGUUUCCAGGGCCUCAAUUUAUCGUGGCUUUUCAUUACCAACACCAAUAUUACUACAGUUCCAACUGGUGCCCUACGUAAUCUUAUUAAUUUGGGCAGUCUGAAUCUCUCACACAAUCCCAUUUCUGUUCUUGAAUCUUGGGCUUUGCGUGAUCUGGUCAAUUUGAAGGACUUACACCUUGUGGGCACCAACUUGAUGCGUGUUCAGCCAUAUGGCCUUGGAGGUCUUCAGCAGAUACGUUUGCUCAACCUGUCCAACAAUAGGUUAGUAACGCUAGAAGAAGGCUCUUUUCACUCUGUAAACACCCUGGAAAUGCUUCGGGUUGAUGGUAACCCUCUGUCCUGUGACUGCCGUCUGCUAUGGAUCUUGCAGCGCCGCAAGACCCUUAACUUUGAUGGCAAGUUCCCAGUUUGUGCAGGACCCAUUGAGGUACAAGGUAAAGCUCUCAGCGCAUUCUCUGACUCAGCACUCCUUGACCACUUCACAUGCCAACGACCAAAAAUCCGCAACCGAAAACUACAACAGAUAUCUGCACGUGAGGGUCAGGUUGUAUCAUUUUUUUGUCAGGCAGAUGGAGAACCAACUCCGACCAUCUUCUGGAUUUCACCUCAGCGCCGCCGCAUCACUACUAGAAGCACUGGUCGUCUUAUGGUUUUACCAGAGGGCACAUUAGAAAUACACUAUGUGCAAAUAACAGAUAGUGGAACCUACAUAUGCAUUGCCAGCAAUGCAGGUGGCAAUGACACCUACUUUGCCACAUUAACUGUCAGUGGGCUACCCUUGGAUGCAGGCCUUUCAGUGAAUCGCACCUAUACUGGUGACCUCAAUGACACUAAUCUGAAUGACACGCGUGUCUUCCUAAAGUUCACACUAGACCUCAAGACAAUUUUGGUCUCCACAGCAAUGGGUUGUAUAACAUUUUUGGGUGUAGUCGUCUUCUGCUUCUUGCUUUUGUUUGUGUGGAGUCGUGGACGUGGACAGCACAAAAACAACUUUUCAGUGGAGUACUCCUUCAGAAAGGUAGAUGGCCCUACAACCAGUGGGGGCCAAGGAGGGGCUCGAAAAUUCAAUAUGAAAAUGAUAUAGAGGUAUAUA